Messenger RNA from Rotaria socialis, 1359 nucleotides. The record is from the annotation of a GenBank genome assembly. NCBI's taxonomy places the organism in Eukaryota, Metazoa, Rotifera, Eurotatoria, Philodinida, Philodinidae.
AUGCGCGAAUGUAUUUCAAUUCAUGUCGGCCAAGCGGGAGUUCAAAUGGGAAAUGCCUGCUGGGAAUUAUUUUGUUUAGAACAUGGUAUUCAGCCUGAUGGAUCAAUGCCAUCAGAUUCAACUUCUAAUGGUCGUGCUGAUAAUUCUUUUGGAACAUUUUUUAACGAAACUGGCGCUGGAAAACAUGUACCACGGGCUGUUAUGGUGGAUUUAGAGCCGACAGUAAUUGAUGAAAUUCGAACGGGUACUUAUCGACAGUUAUUUCAUCCAGAACAUUUAAUAACGGGAAAAGAAGAUGCAGCCAAUAAUUAUGCACGUGGACAUUACACCGUUGGCAAAGAAAUAAUUGAUUUAGUUCUUGAUCGACUUCGUAAAGUAGCAGAUCAAUGUACAGGUUUACAAGGAUUUUUAGUCUUUCAUUCAUUUGGAGGUGGUACUGGAUCUGGUUUUACAUCUCUUCUCAUGGAACGUUUAAGUCAAGAUUAUGGAAAAAAAUCUAAACUUGAAUUCGCUAUCUAUCCUGCACCACAGAUUUCAUCGGCUGUAGUCGAACCUUAUAAUUCAAUUCUUACGACUCAUACAACACUUGAACAUUCGGACUGCGCAUUUUUAGUUGACAAUGAAGCAAUAUACGAUAUUUGCCGUCGAAAUUUGAAUAUUGAACGACCAACAUAUACUAAUCUGAAUCGACUGUUAGCUCAAAUAGUAUCAUCUAUUACAGCUUCAUUACGAUUCGACGGAGCUUUAAAUACUGAUCUUAAUGAAUUUCAAGUAAAUCUUGUUCCAUAUCCAAGAAUUCACUUUCCAUUAUCAACAUAUUCACCGAUUAUUAGUGCCGAAAAAGCCUAUCACGAAUUAUUAUCAGUAGCACAACUUACAAAUGCAGUAUUUGAACCAGCAAAUCAAAUGAUUAAAUGUGAUCCACGAAAUGGAAAAUAUAUGGCAUGUUGUAUGCUAUAUCGUGGUGAUGUUGUUCCAAAAGAUGUUAGUGCUGCAAUAGCAGCUAUUAAAGUAAAACGAACUAUUCAGUUUGUCGAUUGGUGUCCAACAGGAUUCAAAGUUGGAAUUAAUUAUCAACCGCCAUCAGCAGUUCCUGGAGGAGAUCUCGCCAAAGUCGAAAGAGCUUUGUGUAUGCUAUCGAAUACAACAGUCAUCGGAGAGGCAUGGGCUCGGCUUAAUUAUAAAUUUGAUAUGAUGUAUGCUAAACGAGCUUUUGUUCAUUGGUAUGUUGGUGAGGGUAUGGAAGAAGGUGAAUUCAGUGAAGCACGUGAAGAUUUAGCAGCGUUGGAAAAAGAUUAUGAAGAGGUUGGAACUGACACUGUUAAUGGUGAAGCAGAAGAAAAUGCGGAUGAAUAUUAA